AGGAGCGUGGGAAGCCAGCGAGCGGUGUCAAUACAAUAGGCUUCUUGUGUGUGGAUGUGUGCGCCUGCUGGGAGGCUGCGAUCAGGGAGGAAACAUUGAGGCGAGCUUUCCUUCCAGCGAUCCAGACAGCCGGCCUUUCUGUACUGGCCCAGGGUGCUGCUGCCAGGCUGGCCCGGGCUCGGGAAUGCACAGGCCCCUCCACAAGCACUGAAGUGGGCGCGCUACACCGAGGCUGAAGGCAGAGCUGCACCAGAGAAGGAUGCGUCAGGAUGAAGCGACACAGGCACCUCAGCAGCAGCGACAGCUCAGACAAUGAAAGUCCUUCAACUUCUUUUUCCUCAUGUUUCCAAGAAUACAAGAGCAGGAACACGUGUACGUACACAAAUGAGGAAGAGAAGAAAUCUGCCGAGGUAUUCCGAAAAGACUUAAUUAGUGCAAUGAAGAUUCCAGACUCUCAACAUAUCAGCCAGGAUGAUUAUUACCAUUUCACAGACUCUUGGAAGCAGGAGUGGGAGAAAGGUGUCCAGGUUCCAGCUAAUCCAGAUAUCAUCCCACAACCUUCUCUCAGGGUCAUUGCGGAUAAGGUGAAAGAGGUGCUGUACUCACGUCCACGAAAGUACAUUCACUGCUCAAGCCAGGAGCCAUCGGAGCCAGGAUAUGUGAAUAUUCUGGAACUAGCAGAAAGCAUGUGCCGAUAUGACCUUGAUGAUAUGGACCUUUUCUGGCUUCAGGAGUGCAACCUUGAACUUGCAGAUAUGGGUUUCAAUCCAGUGGAUGAGAACACUAUGGAGAAGACUAUAGAAGUGUUGGAACGUCAUUGCCAUGAAAACAUGAAUCAUGCCAUAGAGACAGAGGAGGGUCUGGGCAUAGAGUAUGACGAAGAUGUCAUCUGUGAUGUUUGUCGCUCCCCAGACAGUGAGGAAGGCAAUGAAAUGGUGUUCUGUGAUAGUUGCAACAUCUGUGUGCACCAGGCAUGUUAUGGCAUCUUGAAAGUCCCAGAUGGCAGCUGGCUGUGUCGAACAUGUGUUUUAGGUAUUCACCCUCAGUGUAUUUUGUGCCCAAAGAGCGGUGGAGCCAUGAAAGCCACAAGAACCGGUACAAAAUGGGCACAUGUAAGCUGUGCUCUCUGGAUACCAGAGGUAAGCAUUGCUUGCCCUGAAAGGAUGGAGCCGAUUACAAAGGUUUCUCACAUCCCUCCCAGUCGCUGGGCAUUGGUCUGUAGUCUAUGUAAACUGAAGACUGGAGCAUGCAUACAAUGUUCAGUUAAGAGCUGCAUAACAGCAUUUCAUGUCACUUGCGCCUUUGAACACACUCUGGACAUGAAGACCAUUUUAGAUGAAGGAGAUGAGGUCAAGUUCAAAUCCUAUUGCUUGAAGCACAGUAAGAACAAACAUUGCCCCGAAGGGGUGCAAGAAGAUGCUCCCAAACCAACUGUUGACAGCAGGCAAAGCGAGAGUGAGAAAACCAGCCUGCGUGCCCAGAAACUAAAGGAGCUGGAGGAAGAAUUUUACACUAUGGUAAAUGUGGAUGCAGUGGCAGCUGAACUAGGUUUACCCAAACUCACUGUGGACUUGAUUUACUCUUUUUGGCUGCUGAAACGUAAAAGCAACUUCAACAAACCGCUGGUACCUCCUAAGGAGGAGGAGCAGAAUGGCUUGUUACAACCCAAGGAGGACAGCAUCCACACAAGAAUGAGGAUGUUCAUGCACCUUAGACAAGAUUUAGAGAGAGUUAGGAAUCUGUGCUACAUGGUAAAUAGAAGAGAGAAGAUGAAACUCUCACACAGCAAAAUCCAUGAACAAAUCUUCAAUCUUGAAGUACAACUUGUAAAUAAAGAGUUGGCCACAGGGCAACCUUUAUCAAGUGCACUGGAAAAUACACUGUUCUACCCUCCUCCUAGGAUUACAUUAAAGUUAAAAAUGCCAAAAUGUACCCCAGGGGACUGUAAAAGCAGCUCUGUAAAAACUGGAAGUCGAUCAGGCCUCCUGGUGAAGAAGAAUAAUAGUUCUCAAAGCAGAAGAAGAGCACACCGGAAAGGGUUCACUGAUCACAGUACCAAAUGCUAUACCAGGCAUGUCUCAGAGCAAAGAAGCAAUGGACUGCUUGGCAUAAAUAACUCUCGGACAGACACUCAGGCCCCAGGUUCCCAGCCAACAUCACGAUUUAGGAGCUCAGGUAAACCUUUGUCACUACAAGCUGUAAUCCAUGGACAAUCUUCAAAUGGAAGUGGGAAAGUUCAGCAUGAACAUUUGAGGUCAAACAAAUCUAAUGGACUUUUACAUUCUGAUGGGGACAAAUCCCAGAGAGACAACUCAAGCCAAACUCUUCACAGUCAAGAGUCUUUAUGUCAUUUGACUAACCAGAGUGGAUUUCGGAAAUCCAGUUUGGACCAUUUUAGUAGAUCAUUCAAAGAGGCAACAAACAGCCUAGUUAGGACCAUGGAAGAUCUUCAGAGUUGUGAAAAACCUAAAAGGAGACAAUCUACAAAAGAUCGCUUGUGGAAUAAACAGCCUCUUGAAUGUCCAUCAUCUGUAACUCCUUACCAAGAUAAUGAUGGCUAUUGUCCUGAUCUUGAGUUGAGUGACUCAGAAGCUGAAAGCGAUGAGAAUAAGGACCACAUACAUGUACCGAGAGGCAACCCAAGCCAUGAAAACCCUAGCAGAGACUCAAAUAAAAACAGUCGUAGGAGCAAAAAGAACAUGAUUCCACACAGUUCAGGGCAGAGGUGAUAAUACUGUGUUUGGAACAGACAUUUAUUUCUGCUAGUGCAUAUCUAAAUGCCAAAGGUGGGUUUGUGAACCCCCAGUGGAACACAGAGAAAACAUACAUUUUUAAUAUUUUUAUUUAACACUUUGUUUUUUCUUCCUGGAAAUGUAAGAAUUAUCAACAAGCGUAAGGUCAACCUUUUAUCAGUACAGCCAGAUAAAUAAUAUGCACAAAUAUCUUAAUCAGAUUUUUCUAUACUUUUGUACCAGCCAAAUGUUCAUAAAGAACUCCGAAUACAUACUUGUUGCUUAAUUUAUGUGGCUAAAAGCCCUGUAUAAUAAUUUUUAAUAUGCAUUUUAGUUAUCUUAGCCAGUGGGUGAAAGCAUCAAGUGCUUCUGUAAAUAGUUUGCUUUCAGUCUGUGGUUUUUAAGGCCUAUGUACAGAAAUUGCUAGUUGUGCAAUGAACCUGUAAAUAUUUUACCCAGACAAGUAGCAGAGGCCAAAAUCCGAUUGUUGUUUACAGAGAUAAAUGGUAGCUG
Molecule: messenger RNA, 3245 nt
Organism: Nanorana parkeri
Lineage: Eukaryota; Metazoa; Chordata; Amphibia; Anura; Dicroglossidae
Gene: JADE3
Product: jade family PHD finger 3
Exons: 11
Coding region: 270-2729 (819 amino acids)
Biological process (GO): regulation of transcription by RNA polymerase II
Cellular component (GO): histone acetyltransferase complex
Source: RefSeq, a predicted model, not a curated record